AUGCAAAGAAAGUAAAUAAAAAAUUGAAAUUAGAGAUUCACUUACAAGCGUUCUAAAGCCACUAAAUCAUGAAAUAAUGAUGGUUUCACCAUACUUAUGUUGUUGCCAGACAAAUCACUAAUAAUCAAAUAAAUAAUAUAUAAGAAAAAAGAAUGUACGUAAAAAUAUAUAUAUGUCAAUAUAUUUUACUAUUAUAAACUUACAGUCUUUUCAAAUUUGGCAACUUUCUAAAUGUAUAAGCAUCUAUAGUUGAGAUUUGAUUUUUACUUAAAUCCCUAAAUAAAAAUUAAACAUAUUUGUAAGAUUAAUACAUUUAAUAAUAUAUUAAUUAAUACAUUAAUAUUCUUACAGUCUUUCUAAAUUUCCGAGACCAUUAAAAGAUUCUGCAUUAAUAGAAGUUAUAUAGUUUUGUGACAAAUUUAAACGUUUCAAAUUUGUCAGAUUCUUAAAUAUAUUAGCUUCAAUAGUAUAAAUGUUAUUUUUACUUAAAUCUCUGAAAUAUAUUAAGCAUAAUGAAAAUAUCAUGAAUAAAAAGAUUUGUUGCAAAACAACUUAUAAUAGUGUAAUAUUCUUACAAUUGAACUAAUUCCACACUGACACUGUUGAUAUUAAUAUCUCUAAUAUUCUGUAAUUCAUUACUGCAUUUGAUACGUAACCACUCAGCUUGUGCACCAAGUUUACACGUGCAAUACUUUGGACAAGUCUGAAUUGUUUUCCCUUUUGUUUGAAUUAAAAUUAAAAACAUCAAAAUAGCUCUCAUUUUUGAAAAAGACAGAUUUUUGCCUGAAGAAUAUCAAUUUUAAUUAAUGAAAAAGUUGAAGUUAAUAAGUUACUUUUUAAAAUGAAUAUCAUAAAUAUGAACAUUAAAAAUAAAUGUUAAUACAAUUAUCAUGUCAUAUAUUUCAACAAAAUUCAAUAUUUCAAAUCUUUGCAAUAUCAUUUUCAUCUAUAUAAAUAAAUAAUUUUUUAUGUUUUAGUAUGAGUAUGAGAAUAUAAUGAUCUUAUGUAAAUAUAAACAAUGAAUUUAUAAAGCUUAUUGUUUAUUACUUACAAUUACAGAAAAGAUUGUAUUUAUCAUAUUGUUUUAAUGUUACAUUCUAUAUAUUAUCAUUAUUUAAUAAUUGCAAAUAUAAUUAUAAAUAUACACGCUCACAAAUAUACAUAUUUUUCAUAACAACAAAAGGCAACGUACGAAUUGUCAUAAACUAUUGACUAUAUAUUUAUAACGCAUAUAGAACUAAUUACAGGCUGAUUUUCACGUAAUAUUCUAAAAGAAUUAUUUUCAUUUUAUUUGUUGCAAUACAAUUCAUACAGUAAUCAUCUUCAAAAUGUACAAAAGAAAAAAAUGUAAAACAUUUUUGUAAUUCUUAUGUAAUGAAAAAUAUGCAUAAAAACAUAUUGUGAAAGAUAACAAAUUUCAUAAGGAUUCGUCAUAAUAGUAACAUCUAACCUAUUAUGUAGUGUAUUUUGAAUAUUGUUGAUAAAGUGCUUAAUCAUUAAAUGUAAAAAUAUAUAUAUAUAUAUAUUUAUAUAAAAGUUUGUAAACAUCAAGCGAAAGUUAAAAAUAUACAAUUGGAAAUAUAUUUUUGUAAAAGAUGUCUGCCUUUUUCUACUAUACUUUGUUUUAUAUUCUAAUGUCAGGAUGUAUUAUAUAUCCACCUACAGAAUUUGUAUCAGUCGGUUUAACAAUAAAAGACAUAUUUUCAAAUUGGUUAGGCAGUGAAAAUGAAUUUUUUGUACAAUAUCAUAUAAAAAGAAGUGUUAUUACAUUAUUUGUACACUCUGUACUGCCCUGUGGAUAUGCUUUUGGUUUAAUUCUGUUUGGACACAUAGACAAUAUCAAUGUAUUAUUAAGUUAUGUCAAUUUAUGGUCAAUAUUUCUUGCUUGUUCUAUAUUGAUGCCGAUAUAUACUUUAUCUAAAAUUUUAAUAUGGUCAAUGAAUAAUUGGAAAAAACAUCCUAUAGCAAAGAAUCUUGCAGUUUAUUGUAACAGCAGUAACAAUAAUAAUAAUAACAACAUACUGUGGACUACAGUAGCUUCUGACAUUAAUGUAGAAUAUCAAAGAAUAGAUAAAGUAAUACUUACGACAAAUAGUAUAACAUGUGUAAUAGUCACUGAUAAUUGGAUAAUUAAAGUUCUACCUUAUAAAAUAAUGGUUGCUCAUCAGAAUGAUACAGCUUUAAUAGUUAACAGAAGUGAUAUUCAUGAAAUGUCACCUAUGACAAGAGGAGAAGUUCAGUUUAUCAAUAUAGAGGUAAAACCUACUAGAGCAGGAUCACAACCAUUUGAUAUACGAUUAAAUGUAUUUGAUUUUAAAAAUCUACAAGAUAAAGUUUCCCGUCCAAUUGUUAUAUUACAAAAUAUAACAUUUCAUAAAACUUUACUUGAUAAAUUCAUUGAUAAUUUUAAACAACAAGUACAAGAAAAUCCACGUUAUGAAUAUGCAGAGGAAUUAAAUCAAUGUAUAGGAUGUAUGCAAGCUUCGUCAAAUGUAAAAUUACAUAAACAAUGUAGUAGUGGUAUAGGAAGUGGAAAUUCUGAAGACUGUAUGAUAUGUUAUUGUCGCCCAAUGUGGUGUAUAGAUUGUAUGGCAAAAUGGUUAGUUCAUCAUAUUUAUAAUUUUUUCAAAUAUAUAUUAUUAAACAUCUUUUUUUAUAGGUUUGCAUCAAGACAAGAUGAAGAUGCACCUGAAACGUGGUUAUCAUCUAAAUGUACUUGUCCAGUGUGUAGAGCACGAUUUUGCAUUUUAGAUGUAUGCCUUAUACAGUUAAUAUAAAUAUAUUUCAAUAUGUGAUUAUAUUUUUAAAGUUACCUUUGUUAUAAAAAAAUAUAUUUUACCUAAUAGCAACAAUAA
Molecule: messenger RNA, 2855 nt
Organism: Heterotrigona itama
Lineage: Eukaryota; Metazoa; Arthropoda; Insecta; Hymenoptera; Apidae
Source: the annotation of a GenBank genome assembly